AUGUCUAGUACUCAAGUUGGAAAUGCUCUAUCUAGCUCCACUACUACCCUAGUGGAUUUGUCUAAUUCUGCGCUUAUCCAAAGGAAACAAUAUUCCAAAAAUGAAAAGGCGCUCAACGACCUUUUGCUUGGAUUAAAGAAUAACCGUGACUUGGAACUCUUACCGCAUGAGCAAGCACAUCCUGAAAUUUUUCAAGCAUUGAAGGCUCGUAUUGGCAAGAUUAAUAAUGAAACGUGCGAUCCCGGUGAGGAGAACUCGUUUUUUAUAUGCGAUUUAGGGGAAGUCAAGAGAUUGUUCGAAAACUGGGUGAAAGAGCUUCCUAGAAUUAAGCCAUUUUAUGCCGUUAAAUGUAAUCCAAACACCAAGGUUCUAUCCCUGUUAGCAGAUUUGGGCGUUAAUUUUGACUGUGCUUCCAAAGUAGAGAUUGACAGAGUAUUGUCGAUGAAUAUCUCUCCGGACAGAAUCGUCUACGCUAAUCCUUGUAAGGUAGCAUCUUUUAUUAGAUACGCAGCUUCAAAAAAUGUGAUGAAGUCUACUUUCGAUAACGUGGAAGAAUUGCAUAAAAUCAAAAAGUUUCAUCCUAAGUCUCAAUUAUUAUUAAGAAUCGCUACCGAUGAUUCUACUGCCCAAUGCCGGCUUUCAACCAAAUACGGUUGUGAAAUGGAUAAGAUAGACAUUUUAUUAAAGGCUAUAAAGGAAUUGAAUUUGAACCUAGUUGGUGUUUCUUUCCACGUGGGUUCAGGUGCUUCUGAUUUUACAAGCUUAUAUAAGGCUGUUAGAGACGCGAGAAAAGUAUUUGAUAAAGCUGCUAACGAAUACAACUUGCCACCCUUAAAGAUUUUAGAUAUAGGUGGUGGAUUUCAAUUUGAAUCCUUCAAGGAAUCAACUGCUGUUCUGCGUCUAGCCUUAGAGGAAUUUUUCCCUGUAAAUUGCGGUGUCGAUAUAAUUGCAGAGCCUGGUAGGUACUUUGUAGCUACAGCGUUCACUUUAGCAUCUCACGUAAUUGCCAAGAGAAAGUUGUCUGAGAAUGAAGCAAUGAUUUAUACCAAUGAUGGUGUUUACGGAAACAUGAAUUGUAUUUUAUUCGAUCAUCAAGAACCUCAUCCAAGAACCCUUUAUCAUGAUUUGGAAUUUCAUUACAAUGAUUUUGAAUCCACUACUGCUGCCCUCGACUCUAUCAAUAAAACAAGGGCUGAGUAUCCAUACAAAGUUUCUAUUUGGGGCCCUACGUGUGAUGGUUUGGAUUGUAUUGCUAAAAAGUACUAUAUGAAGCAUGAUGUUGUAGUUGGUGAUUGGUUUUAUUUUCCCGGCUUGGGCGCCUACACCUCAUCAGCGGCUACUCAGUUCAACGGCUUCGAGCAGACUGCGGAUAUAGUAUACAUAGACUCAGAAAUUGAUUAA
Saccharomyces paradoxus is the source of this 1401-nucleotide messenger RNA. RefSeq names its product ornithine decarboxylase SPE1 (gene SPE1). Gene Ontology annotation, molecular function: ornithine decarboxylase activity. The coding region runs from base 1 to 1401 and encodes 466 amino acids. Lineage: Eukaryota; Fungi; Ascomycota; Saccharomycetes; Saccharomycetales; Saccharomycetaceae. The record is from RefSeq and is a predicted model, not a curated record. The transcript has a single exon. Gene Ontology annotation, cellular component: cytoplasm.